Molecule: messenger RNA, 4173 nt
Organism: Anopheles coluzzii
Lineage: Eukaryota; Metazoa; Arthropoda; Insecta; Diptera; Culicidae
Gene: Lrt
Exons: 5
Coding region: 1135-3816 (893 amino acids)
Molecular function (GO): protein binding
Source: RefSeq, a predicted model, not a curated record
UGCCGCGGAUCACAGUCGAUCGAGUGAACGGGGCGAAGACGCACGCGCGCUCAAAGCGAAAGUAAACAGCCACGCGUGUAUGCGGUGCGCAUUAUCGUGUUGUGUCACCCGUGUGGGAUAUUGCUGAAUUGGUUACAUUUAGCGGAGAAGCAUCACUUGCAUAGUGUGUAGUGAAAAUAUAUUUAGAAAAAUGAACGGAUCAGUGGCUCACGUUGCAGUAAGUUCACAAAGAGACGCAACGACAAACUUCAAGCGAUCGUCCUAACACGAACCAAAUGCCAACGGCAGCUCACCUUUGCGGUGGCCUUCGUAAAGAUAAAGAAGUUAGAAAACGUCCAUAGAAGGCUAUGAUCAUACAGUGUGUUUGUGCGCGCCUAGAAUCGCAGUUUCCACCAGUGUGCCCCGAUUGUGUCAGCCCGUACACGAAUAGUUUGUGAAAAGUGGUCGAACCACCACCAAGCGUUGGGUGGAAUUUAAAGCCUGCAAAACCUAUUUGUUGCGCCCUACUCCCCAUCCUCAGCAUUCGCGACCUGUGCUUGUGUUUAGAAAGAGAUCUCGUUUAGGCGGUUCGGUUUCGGAGUGGAGCAUACAUUUUCGUUGCUGUCGGUGCUGUGAAUUUGGCGUGUACCUACCUACCAGCAGCACGCGCGCUCGCCCUGGUGCUGUUUUGUUGUUUUACCGGUUUUCUGUGCUCAAGUGUGCCCACGACAACUUCUCGGCUCCAAUUAUAACGGCCAAAACCGCGACCUCCGCAGUGUGUGCGUCCGUUGUUACCACGGGCGACGGUGGCUUAUCUUCUCCAUUCUCCCUAUGGGGCAUGUCGGUUGGCAGUAGGGCCUUUGUGGAGCGUAAAGCGUGCAAGGCAGUAGGCGUUGUUCAAAAUUGUCAUCCAAGAGUUGGUGAAGGUGCGGUGUGAACAAAACGGUGGAUAUUUGGAUCACUUUCUUUCACUGGGGUGCGGUAGAAGUUACUUGGAGUGUGUAUUAAGGCACGAAAAGAAGAAACAAUUCGCAGCACGAAUGAGGUACCAGCGAUAGUUCUCAAACCCCCCACCCCAAUUGUCAACGCCAUCAUCGAACGCAAAAUGCAGUUCCAAUACAGGUAAAUUUGCAUCUCCAAAAGUGUGUGUACAUCAUGCCGUCAGGAUUAAGACCAACCACCAACUAUCGAUUUCAGUUACUCUACACAUGUCUAGUCGUUGGACAGCUGGUUGCCAUAGGAUAUGGCGCCGAGACGGCAGGUAUCGCUGGAGGAGGAACGCCAUCCAGCAACAAUCUUACGUCCGCUAGUCAACCUGCAGCGUCAGCACCGUACGCCUACCAAAGACCAUUGUCGGGGACUCCUCGCCUUUCUUCUAGUUUUAGCAGUAAUCCUACUACCACCACCAUUACACCUGACUCCACCACCAUUAGCAGUAGCAAUCGAACAAAAGACGACAUGGCUCAGAAUGCGCAGGAUGCGUUCGGAACGGCCUGGACCGCACGGAAGUUUGUCAACAAACCAACGUACGAUCGGAAGACGGCGUAUGGUAAGCGCUUCGAAGGUGCGCUACAACCGCGCACCCGCGAUCUGGGCGACUGGCGCUGUCCGAACGUUACCGAGGGCACUAAUCUAGAGUGUAGCUGCGACCUACCGCACACGCUGCGUUGUAGCGGGGAUCUGCACGGGCUGGAGGUGAUAGCGGACAGCUUACGACGAUCCCCGUACGAAGUGUCACUGCUGGACUGUACGCUCAAAAACGUGACUAGCAUCAGUGAUGCAAACAUCUUUCAAAACGUCUCCCUGCAGGGGUUAGUGAUCUCGUCCGGAGCGAUAAAGCGAGUACACCGGCAGGCGUUUGCCGGCAUUCGGACGCCACUGCAAGCGCUCGGACUACCCAACAAUGCUCUCGAAAGUGUCCCGAUGCAGUCCCUCGGAGCGGUUGGGCAACUGGAUCGCUUGGACCUUUCGUUCAACAAGAUCAAAGCGCUCCAGAAUGGUGAUUUCUUGGCAGUGCCCAAACUCUCCUACCUAGAGCUGAGCAGCAAUCAGAUCUCACUGAUCGCUCCAAAGAGCCUGGUGCCGCUGAAGAAUCUGCUCCACCUCAAGCUAAACGGCAAUCAGCUGGGAGAGUCACCCGAAAGCCUUAAAGCGCUCGCCUCUUGCUUCAGUCUCAAGGAGCUGCAUCUACAUUCGAAUCGAAUACGAGGACCUUUGAACAACACUACGCUGCCUCGGAUACGCGGGCUGGAGAUCCUGUACCUGGACAAAAACUCCAUCUCCAGCAUCCACAAUGGUGCGUUGGAGACAUACCCAUACCUGCAGAUGCUUUCGCUGCGCAGCAAUCAGAUCGAUGUACUGGAAGAUCAUGCGUUUUCGGGCCUAGCCUCGCUGCAGAUGCUCGAUCUGGGCCAUAAUGGCAUCGUUACCAUUUCGGAUGCAUCUCUCAAGCAUCUGCCGCGGCUUAUCAUUCUCGACCUUACGCACAACUUCCUGCGCGCACUGACGGCAGACGUUGUAGCCCCGCUACCUGCCCUGAAGGAACUCCGGCUGGAUGGUAACGAUAUCUCGCUGAUCGCGGAAGACGCAUUGGUCAAUGCGACUCAGCUGCACAGUCUCUCACUGGAAAGUAAUCCACUUGUGUGUGAUUGUACGAUGAAACCAUUCCUCCACUGGCUGGCUGGUACUCGUCCUGCCUCGCAAGGUAUUCUCGGAGCAAUCUGUGCCACACCGCCGUAUCUGGAGGGGGCCGACCUACUGCAACUCGCACCGGACACGCUUACCUGUGGCGAGGGUGGAAACAAACAGCAGACCGAUCAUGAUACGUUCCAGACGAUUGAGGUAAUGCUGAAGCUAAAGAACAACGCGUCGUAUGUGCGAGACGUUGGAUCGGAGGUCCGAUUGCGUGAGGUCAAUUUUACAGACGAAAGUGACAUCUACUUGAGUUGGCUUCUGGGCACGGAUGAUUAUUCCUGUCGGUUUGUGUACGUCUUUCACACCGAUGAUCCUGAGACGAUACUGUACAACUCGGAGGUUUCGUGUAUAGUGAAACCGGAAGAACCUGUGACAUCAUUGGAAUAUACCUACAAUGCCAAGCUGCUAGGGGCGUACGAUUUGCAGAGUAAUGUUAGUUACAAAUUUUGCCUCAUCAUGAAGGAGGACAUCUCCAAGGACGAAUAUCUCGGCGUGUGUCAAGUGGCCACUCUGCCCCGGCCCCACAUCAACACAGUGAAGCGAAAGUCGAUAAAGAAGGAGCUGCAAAUCAGCACCCGUCAGACGAACGAGUCGGACAUUUCGGACUUUGAUCGCAUUUCCUCCGACUUCCGGCAUGAUUCCGAUCGGGAUGAGCUACUCAAAGGCAACAGUGAAGAUGACGAAGAAGACGCACCCGACCAAACCAACCAGGGAAGUGAUCGUAUCGAUCAUCGCGUGCCGGAUCCGCUCGACUACAGCGACAACAACAGCGAUGCGGACGGUGACAGUGACGAUGACAACGAUGACAACGUGGACGAUGAUGGCGAUGAAAGUGUUGGCGUACUGUCGAACCACAUUCGCGACGAUCCCGACUUUCGGCAGCUACAGCUGGCGGCCGAAGCGGAAGUCGCACGGCUACCCUCCGUACACGGUGGACGCGUGCUGCUCGAGGGUCUCGGGACGAUCAUUAUCAUCACCAGUCUGGUAGCGUUCGUGUGGGGUCUGGUACGGUUUAAGGGUGAACAUCGGCAUCUACCAUCGAUGGCAAGCUGUUACGCGGUGGACGAGCGAAGGCGUAACCCGCACCAGGAGGUGGAGAGUCGUAGUCGGUACUUUAAGCUGCAAGCAACGACCAGUCUGUGAGUGGGGCGUAGUACCGAGGUUGUUGUUUUGGAUCGAUUUUUUCGCGCACUGCGAACAAAUUAUGUAAAUUGCUGUACAUAGGGAUUUCAACCGUGUGGAGUCGGUUAAGGCAAAGGAUGUUAUUUAUGAUAGUCGGUAAGUUCAGUAGACGGAAAAUGUGACCUUAGUGGCGUAGGUGUGUUCAUGUUCGCGUUGGGAGGGAAAGCGUAAAAGCGUUCUGUUGUAUUUUACUCUUCAUUCUACUAACCGUAUUGUGCCAUGUGUGUAUGUAAAGUUGUUGGGAAGCGUAAAUUUGCGAAUUUGUUAGCAAAAGGUGUACGAAAUAAAGAGGCAAAAUGUUUGGUUUUUAACGUAAAA